This is a messenger RNA of Drosophila innubila, 1123 nucleotides long. RefSeq names its product ribosome production factor 2 homolog (gene Non3). Gene Ontology annotation, biological process: ribosomal large subunit assembly; maturation of LSU-rRNA from tricistronic rRNA transcript (SSU-rRNA, 5.8S rRNA, LSU-rRNA). The coding region runs from base 87 to 1028 and encodes 313 amino acids. Gene Ontology annotation, cellular component: nucleolus. The transcript is spliced from 3 exons. The record is from RefSeq and is a predicted model, not a curated record. Gene Ontology annotation, molecular function: rRNA binding. Lineage: Eukaryota; Metazoa; Arthropoda; Insecta; Diptera; Drosophilidae.
UAAUAGUUUUGCAGCUCUGUCGGCGACGCUACACGUGCGUUUUGAACAUUUAAAAUUAUUAAGAUUAUUUAAUAAAUAACUUCAAAAUGUCGCUUUUACGGAUUAGGAAACCGAAGACCCGCAAAGGAAAGAAAGUGUUGUUGGCUCGUGAGCCGCAGCUCAUUGAGGCAGCACGCAGCAUGUUGUUUGUGGACGGACGCAAGUGCGGUGGCAAUGUGAAACAGUGCAUGAAGGAUCUGAACCAGCUGAAGAAGCCUCUAGUUAAAGUCUUGCAUCGCAAAAACGAUAUUACACCCUUUGAUGAUCCCUCUUCCUUGGAAUUCUUGACAAUGAAAAACGAUACGGCCCUCUUCACCUUCGGCUCCACGUCCAAAAAACGCCCUGAUAACAUUCUCAUUGGCCGCAUCUUCGAGAACGAAGUCCUUGACAUGUUUGAGCUGGGAAUAAAGCGCUAUAAAGCUAUUGCCGAAUUCAAGAACGAGAAGAUUGGCUCCUGCGUCAAGCCCUGCCUGGUCUUCAAUGGACCGAAGUGGGCCCAAACAGAGGAGCUGCGUCGCCUGCGGAAUCUGUUUAUCGACAUGUUUCAUCGCGAGAAGGUCGACUCCAUACGCCUACAGGGCAUUGAGCAUGUGCUGAGCUUCACGGUGACCAACGAUAUGAGUGUACUGAUGCGCUCGUACAAAAUCUUACUGAAGAAAUCUGGUCAGAAGACACCACGCAUAGAGCUGGAGGAAAUUGGACCAUCAGCUGAUUUCUCCAUUCGUCGCACCAAGAUUGCUUCUGAAGAUCUAUACAAGCUGUCCAGAAAGCAGCCCAAGCAGCUGAAGGUAACCAAGAAGAAGAACGUCAGCACGGAUGCCCUGGGCAAUACCAAGGGUCGUGUCCAUAUGGGCAAGCAGCAGACGAGCUCCAUACAGACGCGUCGCGUCAAGGCGCUCAAAAAGUCACCGGAGGAGAAACGCACCGACCGCCAGAAAAAGAAGGUGGCUUUAAGGGCGGCUGCAGCAGAGGCUUUGGCAGCGGAAUAAGACCCAAGCCGAAUUGGCUUUAUAGAAUUCUAGUUAGUUGUAGUUGUAAUAAAUUGGUCCAGCUUAAAAUAUAGUUAAGAUCUUGACUUAGCAAC